AUGCGCGUGUGGUCUCAGAUGCAGAUGCCAGAAGUGGAAGUGGAAGGGUUGACUUCAAUCGUCCCAGAUGGAGCCGACGCUUCGAGCAUUCACUCCAGGCAUCUGGCCAACUUGUUGCAAACUUCCACGGCUCCUGAGGUCGGCCGAUGCAGACUCUGGAUCGAUGAAGCCGAGAGGUGUUUUGCCGAGGCGACGGUCCAGGCGUUUGCAUUGGGACUUUGCACCCGUGCAUUUGUUGCAGGCACGAACGAAGCUGUUGACGUUUGGGUCUGCGGACGACGUGGGCGCCACAGACUUCAAGCCACGGUCGUGGAACGUUGUGUGCUGGCAAGUCCGGUCCUUGAAACAAACUGCUCAGCACAUCUCAGCACUUUGGGACAGCCUGCCUGUGCCAAGGGCAAGUAUGGCUGGAUCAGGGUGGGCCCAGGUGUCCGAGCCGAGGUGAACACAAGAAAUUUGAUGCCUGGCGACGUCGUAAAAUUCAAUCUCUAUGAGGUGCCAGGCUUCCGCUUUCUGCUCCUGGCCGCCGAUGUCCUCAUGCUGCUGACAUCCCAGCGAGACAUCUGGCUGCUCCUAGUCGUGGUCGUCCUCCCCGGCCUAGUGGAUGCAGUCCUCGCCACCUCCAUGGCUGUGCCGAUGCUUCUGCUGGGCCCACUCGGCUGGCUACUGACCAUCCUGAACAUGCUCGGCGGUCUGGUGAUUGUGCCCUUCUUGCACUUUGCCUUCCGCCUGGCUCAGUACCUGCUGGGUGAGCUGGACCUUACGGGGGAGAGCCGGCGCGACUACCUCAAGGAGGUGGAGGCUGCCGUUGCCUGGGCAGAGGAGCACCCGAAGACCCUGGGCAGCGACGGGCGGCUGGUCCUUUGUGGCUACUCCUCUGGGGGCCAUGUGGCGGCCCUGUACGGCUUAGAGCACUGCGUGGCGCCGAAGAAUGGCCGGCGACGGUUCGAAGCAGUGAUCCUGGUUUCAGGCAUCUACGACCUUCGGACCCAGUGGGAGGACGCACGCCGGUUCCUGGCGCCGGUGAUGAACCUGCUUUUCAAGGACAUAAUCGGCGCAGACACGGACGCGAAACGCGCAGCUUCGUCACCCGCGGCUCUGGUGCAAUCCUCGCAGCAGAAAGCCUUGGAUCCUGAUUGCCAUUGGUGGAUACUGAAUGCGCGGACGGAGCUCUUGGGCUUGCCCCUGUUGGAAGACAUCCUCUUCGCAAGUAGCGGGCUGCACGAGGGUCUGAAGGCGAAAGGCGCCACGGUGAAGCGCGCGGAAUGUGGCCACAACCACUGGCUCCUGGUGUUUGGCUUUCCGGCCUUUGCGGCUGCCUUCUCUGAGACGCUCAAGGGGAAGGAGAGAGAUGAGGAAGAGGAGAAUGAGGAAGAUGAGGAAGAUGAGGCCGAGAAGGAUGCGAAGUGA
Symbiodinium natans is the source of this 1410-nucleotide messenger RNA. NCBI's taxonomy places the organism in Eukaryota, Dinophyceae, Suessiales, Symbiodiniaceae. The record is from the annotation of a GenBank genome assembly.